This is a messenger RNA of Colletes gigas, 1385 nucleotides long. RefSeq names its product mannose-1-phosphate guanyltransferase alpha-A (gene Gmppa). Gene Ontology annotation, biological process: biosynthetic process. The transcript is spliced from 5 exons. Lineage: Eukaryota; Metazoa; Arthropoda; Insecta; Hymenoptera; Colletidae. Gene Ontology annotation, cellular component: cytoplasm. The coding region runs from base 93 to 1355 and encodes 420 amino acids. The record is from RefSeq and is a predicted model, not a curated record.
CAGCACUGAUCCAGCAUAUAGAGAUCGGUACUUUUAUCGUCGUGGCAAAACAAUUGUUGGAGUUUGAAGGAACUUUUAUAUAGAUCAUAAAAAUGAUACUAAAAUCUAUUAUACUAAUUGGAGGUCCUUUAAAAGGAACCAGAUUUAGACCCCUUUCUUUAGAUAUACCGAAGCCAUUGUUUCCAGUCGCUGGAUUGCCUGUAAUACAGCAUCAUAUAGAAGCAUGUUCAAAGGUGGAAAAUCUUAGCGAAAUAUUGAUUAUUGGGUCUUAUCUUGCGAGUGACAUGUCUCAAUUUAUUCAAGAAAUGACGAAUAUGUAUGGUAUAAUCAUUAGGUAUCUUCAAGAAUUUACGCAACUGGGAACUGCAGGGGGCAUGUAUCAUUUCCGUGAUCAAAUACGAUCUGGUAACCCUACAUAUUUCUUUGUGAUGAAUGGCGAUGUAUGUGCUGAUUUUCCCUUGCAAGAGAUAGUUGAAUUUCAUACAAAGAAACAGGCAUUGCUCACUAUCAUGGCUACAGAAGCAACGAGACAACAGUCCUUGAAUUACGGUUGUAUGGUCCUUGGUAAAGAAGGAGAGGUUGCUCAUUAUGUAGAGAAACCAUCAACAUUUGUGUCAACAUUGAUCAACUGUGGUGUCUAUCUUGCUUCUCCAGAAAUUUUCCAAACUAUGGCAGAUGCUUUUUAUGCCAAACAGCAACAGGAGAAUUUUAUACAGUUUAAUGAUAAUGGUAGAGAUCCAGCUCACAUAUCUUUCGAGCAAGAUAUAUUAACACGAUUAGCAGGAACUGGACGCUUAUUUGCAUUGCCUGUUUUGAGAUGGUGGUCGCAAGUUAAAACGGCCAGUUCUGCUAUAUAUGCCAACCGUCAUUAUUUAACUCUUUACAAGAAAAAUCACUCUAAUCGUCUCUCUCCUACAACUAAUGAAUUUCAUCAUAUCAUUGGCGAUGUUUAUAUUCAUCCUUCAGCUACUGUACAUCCAACAGCAGUGUUGGGUCCGAAUGUGAGCAUAGGUCCAAAUGCUAUUAUUGCACCUGGAGUUAGGAUCAGAGAGUCGAUUAUAUUAGCUAAUGUUCACAUUCAAGCACAUUCCAUUGUCUUGCAUAGUAUAGUAGGAAGAAGUAGUUAUAUUGGAGAAUGGGCGCGUAUAGAGGGGACGCCGUGUGAUCCCAAUCCUGACAAACCAUUUGCAAAAAUGGAAAACUUGCCCUUGUUUAAUACCAAUGGGAAGCUAAACCCCUCUAUAACGAUUCUCGGCACAAGUGUACGUUUGGCGGCUGAAAAAAUUGUACUGAAUUCCAUUGUCUUACCACACAAAGAACUUACAAAAAACUUUAAGAACGAAAUUAUUCUUUAAAAUAUUUGGAUCUGACGCGUCCAAAUUGAA